This is a messenger RNA of Salvia miltiorrhiza (redroot sage), 1275 nucleotides long. RefSeq lists its product as uncharacterized. NCBI's taxonomy places the organism in Eukaryota, Viridiplantae, Streptophyta, Magnoliopsida, Lamiales, Lamiaceae. The transcript is spliced from 2 exons. Bases 255 to 1193 code for a protein of 312 amino acids. The record is from RefSeq and is a predicted model, not a curated record.
GAGAGACUAGGCGUGGGAAACACCACUCUUUCUUUCUCCAUCAACUUUGCUACUAAUCUCGUCUCCCACUCACUCACAUUCAAACUCAAAAGCCCGCCACCCUCCCUACCCCACCAAACCCAUUAUUCAAAAUCUUCUCUUUUCUCUUUUGCUUUUUCCACUCAUCACCUACACUUGUGUUUUUUUUCCCCAACUUGCUUUCAAAAUUCAAGACCUCUCUUUUUCCUCUCUUUCCUCAAUCAUUAGUUUGUUAGAUGACGAGGCCGAGGGCGUCGUCGUGCUCGUCUCCUUCGUCGUGCGGUGGGCGAAUCGGGUCGCCGGGUUGUUUGUCAAGAAUCCUGCGCCGCAUUCUCUGCUUCAGCAACCUCCCAUUGUGCUCCUUCGAUCAUUUUCAAGCGGAUGAGAGCCCGGGGCCAACUUCUGCCCCGGGCUCUACUCCGGGAGUGGUGGCUCGGCUUAUGGGACUCGACUCGAUCCCACGAGCCGAGGCCCUUGAGCAGAGCUCAGCUGACCAGUUCAAGACAUCGCGUUUGAGGCGCCUGCGGGACAUCCCGCCCUAUCGAGAGCUUCAAGACGACAAUUUCUUCAUUCUAAGCUUUGAAAAGAGGCGCGAAAGUAGGAGAGACAGAGAGAAGCGUAGGAGAGACAGAGACAGAGAGAGAGAGUGUUUGCAGGGGAAGAAUAAAGAGAAUGAGAAUCCAGAGAAUCUGCUUCUUCUCUUGAAUAAUCCCUGCGAAAAAACAGAAAAAUCCAAGAAAAUAAUGGGCAAAAAAUACGCAAUCACGUUCGAAAAUGAGGCUGACUCGGAAAAUUCGAGCCCCAAUUCUGUUCUUGAAUUUGUGGGAUUUUCAGCUGAUCAAGAAUCUGUUUGUUCAGGCGAAGUAUCAAGAUUGGCAAAUUCGAAAACGAGAAGGCCGUUGUCGGAAGAGCUCGAGAGCUGUGGAGAUUCAGUGUCGAACAAGAGAGUCGAGCAAGAAGGCGAAGAGGUCGUAACAUCAAGGCCCAAUCAUGCAGCUGCGGCCAAGUUGGGCGGAAUUGGAAAAUUGGCUGCCGUGGAGACUGUGAGAUCAACUUGGUUGCAUAAUGAGAUAUUGCAAAAUAAGCAGUGUUUAUUGGAGAUUGGUAGAGAUGUUGCAUCGAAUAUAUUUGAUCAUCUCUUGGAAGAGCUAGUAAUUAACAUACAACAAUUUUGACUCUUUGUAACAUAUAUUUCGAGUAUUUGUAAUAUAAUAUAGCAAGAUAAAUACUAGUAGCAUAGUUUACUUUUUAGAAUUA